Molecule: messenger RNA, 2142 nt
Organism: Cebus imitator (Panamanian white-faced capuchin)
Lineage: Eukaryota; Metazoa; Chordata; Mammalia; Primates; Cebidae
Gene: FCGR2B
Product: Fc fragment of IgG receptor IIb
Exons: 8
Coding region: 89-1036 (315 amino acids)
Biological process (GO): cell surface receptor signaling pathway
Molecular function (GO): transmembrane signaling receptor activity
Source: RefSeq, a predicted model, not a curated record
UUUGUUUGCCCUCUGGGGUAGAAUCUGCCAAGCUUGGAGAGAAGGCUGUGACUGCUGUGCUGUGGGCGCCAGCUCACUCCGGGAGGUGAUGGAAAUCCUGUCAUUCUUACCUGUCCUUGCCAGUGAGAGUGACUGGGCUGACUGCAAGUCCCCCCAGACUUGGGGCCACAUGCUUCUCUGGACAGCAGUGCUAUUCCUAGCUCCUGUUGCUGGGACACCUGCAGCUUCCCCGAAGGCUGUGCUGAAGCUCGAGCCCCCCUGGAUCAACGUGCUCCAGGAGGACUCUGUGACUCUGACGUGCCAGGGGGCUCACAGCCCUGAGAGUGACUCCACUCAGUGGUUCCACAGUGGAAAUCUCAUCCCCACCCAAAAGCAGCCCAGCUACACCUUCAAGGCCAACAACAAUGACAGCGGGGAAUACAGGUGUCAGACUGGCCGGACCAGUCUCAGUGACCCCGUGCAUCUGACUGUGCUUUCCGAGUGGCUGGCGAUCCAGACCCCUAGGCUGGAGUUCCAGGAGGGAGAAACCAUCAUGCUGAGGUGCCAUAGCUGGAAAGACAAGCCUCUGGUCAAAGUCACAUUCUUCCAGAAUGGAAAAUCCAAGAAAUUUUCCCGUUUAGACACAAGCUUUGCCAUCCCACAAGCAAACCACAGUCACAGUGGUGAUUACCACUGCACAGGAACCGUAGGCCACACGCUGCGCUCUUCCAAGCCUGUGACCAUCACUGUCCAAGUGCCCAGCAUGAGCUCUCCGUUGAUGGGGAUCAUUGCAGCUGUGGUCGCUGGGAUUGCUGUAGUGGCCGUUGUUGCUGCUGUAGUGGCCUUGAUCUACUGCAGGAAAAAGCGGAUUUCAGCUCUCCCAGGAAACCCUGAGCGCAGGGAAAUGGGAGAGACCCUCCCUGAGAAACCAGCCAAUCCCACUAAUCUUGACGAGGCUAACAAAGUUGGGGCUGAGAACACAAUCACCUAUUCACUUCUCAUGCACCCAGAUGUUCCGGAAGAAUUAAUAGAGCCUGAUGACCCUAACCGUAUUUAGUCUCCAUUGUCUUGCCCUGGGAUUUGAGAAGAAAAUCAGAGAGGGAAAGAUCUGGUAUUUCCUGGCCUAAAUUCCCCUUGGGGAGGACAAAGAGAUGCUGCCAUUCCAAAAGAGAAGAACUCUUCCAGAGUCGUCUACCUGAGUCCGAAGCUCCCUGUCCUGAAAGUCACAGACAGUAUCGUCCCAGGUGACCGACUGCCCCUUCUGUGCCUCAGCCCUUCUUGACAUCAAGACUUUUCUGUUCCACAUCCACAUAGCCAAUACAAUUAAUCAAACCACUGCUAUUAACAGAUUGUAGCAACAUGGGAAAUGCUUGUUACAGGUGACAUGAGAACAAUCAUGUAAAUCUAUAUGAUUUCAGAAAUGUUAAAACAGACUAACCUCUACCAACAGAUUAAAAGUGAUUGUUUCUGGGUGAUAAAAUUAUUGAUGAUUUUUAUUUUAUUUUUCUAUGAAGAUUGUGUAUUACUUUUAUAAUAAAACAUUAUAAAAACAACAUUCUGCUUACUUCUCAAGGCUGUAUUGGUUGGAGUGUAGACUGUAUUGGCUGGAGUGUAGACUGAACUGCCUGGGGUCUGUUUCUCUUCAGUGAUGAGACUCUUAGGAAGGUAGGAAUGGAUAAGAUGUGGGGGAGAGGAGAGAUGGGGAUUUGGAGUGUAGGGUGCCCCUCUUCUUAAAAUAAUACAGCCAUGCACUGCAUAAUGAUGUCGAGUUCAGCAACAGACUGCAUAUAUCAUGGUGAUCCCGUGAGUUUAUAAUAUCAUAUUUCUACUGUAUCUUUUCUGUUCAUAUGUUUAGAUAUAUGAGUACUUACCACUGUGUUACAGUACCUACGGUAUUCAGUACAGUAGCAUGCUGUACAGGUUUGUAGCCCAGGAGCAAUAGGCUAUACCAUAUAGCCUAGGUGUGUAGUAGGCUACACCAUUUAGGUUUGUAUAAGUACAUGCUAUGAUGUUCACAUGACAAAAUUGCCUGCAUUUCUCAAAAUGUAUCCCCAUAUUUCAACAAUGCAUGAUUAUACCCUUCUGCCAAUGACCUUGUAAUCUUGUUUCCAUGUCUUCUUCUAUUUCCUCCUAUGGCAAAUAAAGCACUGUUUUGCAACACAA